Drosophila guanche is the source of this 547-nucleotide messenger RNA. It is a transcript of the gene RpL37A, whose product is annotated as 60S ribosomal protein L37a. The record is from RefSeq and is a predicted model, not a curated record. Bases 110 to 388 code for a protein of 92 amino acids. Gene Ontology annotation, cellular component: ribosome. NCBI's taxonomy places the organism in Eukaryota, Metazoa, Arthropoda, Insecta, Diptera, Drosophilidae. The transcript has 3 exons. Gene Ontology annotation, biological process: translation. Gene Ontology annotation, molecular function: structural constituent of ribosome.
GACAAUGAUAGGGUAUAAUUUUUAGGGUCCGAAGGUAUAUUUGAUCGAAAAAUCGGCCACACUGCUCUUUCCGGUUGGAUUUUUGACAAAUCAACAACACAACAGAAAAAUGGCCAAGCGCACCAAGAAGGUCGGAAUCGUAGGUAAAUAUGGUACCCGUUAUGGUGCCUCCCUGCGUAAGAUGGUCAAGAAGAUGGAAAUCACCCAGCACAGCAAAUACACUUGCUCGUUCUGCGGAAAGGAUUCCAUGAAGCGCGCUGUUGUCGGCAUCUGGUCCUGCAAACGCUGCAAGCGUACCGUUGCCGGUGGUGCCUGGGUGUACUCCACAACCGCUGCCGCGUCCGUGCGCUCCGCUGUCCGUCGUCUGCGUGAGACCAAGGAACAGUAAAAACAUUGCUUUAAUGCUCCCCGUUAUGCUAGUUCCAGUAGUUAACCCUGGAAGGAUUAUACUCCUUUAAGGGCUAAUAGACAACGCGAUUUUCUUGUGGUUUGCGCCGCGCCGGUCAAGUGAAAAAUAAUAAAAAAUUCAUUUUACUUUUAUAAGUAA